Molecule: messenger RNA, 1203 nt
Organism: Hevea brasiliensis (rubber tree)
Lineage: Eukaryota; Viridiplantae; Streptophyta; Magnoliopsida; Malpighiales; Euphorbiaceae
Product: NADPH-dependent aldo-keto reductase, chloroplastic
Exons: 7
Cellular component (GO): cytosol
Molecular function (GO): aldose reductase (NADPH) activity
Source: RefSeq, a predicted model, not a curated record
AACAUUAUCCUCCAAAUGUGCAGGCGAUGGAGUAUGUCCUCGUCAACCAUUUGAGGAACUUGUAGAUUUAUAGAGAAAGAAUACUGUUUCCAUCAAUUUUCUAGUUUUUCUUCAGAAAUGGCGAAAUCAAUUAAAUUCUUUGAGUUAAACACAGGAGCCAAAAUCCCCUCUGUUGGGUUAGGCACAUGGGCGGCUGCCCCUGACGCCUUUGUCGGAGCAAUUACCACAGCUGUUAAGGUUGGAUAUCGACCCAUUGAUUGUGCGCAAAUGUAUGGUAACGAGAAAGAGAUUGGUUUUGCUCUGAAGAAGGUUGUUGAAGAUGGUUUAGUGAAACGUGAGGACUUAUGGAUCACCUCCAAACUUUGGAACACUGAUCAUGCACCAGAAGAUGUUCCAGAGGCAUUGAACAGAACUUUGCAUGACCUGCAACUUGACUAUGUUGAUCUGUACCUUAUCCACUGGCCCGUUAGCAUGAAAAGGGGAGACUCCAAGCCUGAAAACCUUAUCCAACCAGAUAUAGCAAGUACAUGGAAAGCAAUGGAGGCACUCUAUGAUUCUGGCAAAGCUUGAGCUAUUGGUGUUAGUAAUUUCUCAUCAAAGAAGCUUGAGAAUCUGUUGGCAGUUGCACGAGUUCCUCCUGCUGUUAACCAAGUGGAAUACCACCCCAUAUGGCAGCAAGAAAAGCUUCAUGCCUAUUGUAAAUCCAAAGGAGUUCACCUAUCUGGAUGCAUACCAUUGGGUUCUCCAGGUUCAGGAAAAAAGAUCGAGGUUCUCCAGAAUCCAGUUCUCAAAAUGGUUGCAGAGAAGUUGGGCAAGACUCCUGCACAAGUGGCUCUUCGUUGGGGGCUCCAAAUGGGUCACAGUGUACUUCCUAAGAGCACAAAUGACGCAAGGAUUAGGGAAAAUUUUGAUGUUUUUGAUUGGUCCAUUCCUGAAGAUUUGCUUGCCAAGUUUUCUGAAAUGGUGCAGGAGAGACUAAUUAAGGCUUCUGACUUUGUACAUGAGACUUAUGGUGCAUAUAAGACCAUUGAAGAACUCUGGGAUGACUAAUUGUGAACCAACGCUGGAUUUAUGAACAUUAGAAUUCUGUUUUUCUGCUGCUUUGGUUUGGUCAAAACAUAAUUUUCAAUGUUCUGGCAAGCAAUUCAAUUUGCAUUGGGUAAACUUAGCUACUGGAAAUGCAGAAUGAGUAAAUGCUGUAAA